Molecule: messenger RNA, 1668 nt
Organism: Pterocles gutturalis (yellow-throated sandgrouse)
Lineage: Eukaryota; Metazoa; Chordata; Aves; Pterocliformes; Pteroclidae
Product: ERC protein 2
Exons: 13
Biological process (GO): maintenance of presynaptic active zone structure; neuromuscular synaptic transmission; regulation of synaptic plasticity
Cellular component (GO): cytoskeleton of presynaptic active zone
Molecular function (GO): structural constituent of presynaptic active zone
Source: RefSeq, a predicted model, not a curated record
GUUGAUGCCUUGCGGUUACGAUUGGAAGAAAAAGAAACCUUUCUGAAUAAAAAAACAAAACAACUUCAAGACCUCACAGAAGAGAAAGGAACCCUGGCUGGAGAGAUUCGAGAUAUGAAAGACAUGUUGGAAGUAAAAGAAAGAAAAAUUAAUGUCCUUCAAAAAAAGAUUGAAAAUCUACAGGAGCAACUUAGGGACAAAGACAAACAACUGACUAAUCUAAAAGACAGAGUGAAGUCAUUACAGACGGAUUCUAGUAACACAGACACAGCGCUAGCGACCUUAGAAGAAGCUCUAUCAGAAAAGGAAAGAAUAAUAGAGCGCUUGAAGGAACAAAGGGAACGAGAUGACAGAGAAAGACUUGAAGAAAUCGAAUCUUAUAAAAAAGAAAACAAAGACCUGAAGGAGAAAGUUAAUGCUUUACAAGCUGAACUGACAGAAAAAGAGUCUAGUUUAAUCGAUCUCAAAGAACAUGCAUCUUCAUUGGCAUCAGCAGGGCUGAAAAGAGACUCCAAACUUAAGUCUUUAGAAAUAGCCAUAGAACAAAAGAAAGAAGAGUGUAGUAAGUUGGAAGCACAGUUGAAAAAGCAAGCUGAACAGUUGUUCAAUCAGAUGUACAAUCCAGCUCAUGAGGCUGAAGAGGAGGCACGGAUGAAUCCAGAAUUUGCAGACAGAAUGAAACAGCUUGACAAAGAGGCGUCGUACUAUAGAGAAGAAUGUGGCAAGGCUCAGGCUGAGGUUGACAGACUUCUAGAAAUACUCAAGGAAGUAGAGAAUGAAAAGAAUGACAAAGAUAAGAAAAUUGCUGAGUUAGAAAGCUUGACUUCCAGACAUAUGAAGGACCAAAACAAGAAGGUUGCCAAUCUGAAGCACAAUCAGCAAAUGGAGAAAAAGAAGAAUGCACAGUUGUUGGAAGAAGUCCGUAGGCGAGAGGACAAUAUGACUGACAAUGCUCAACAUUUACAAGUAGAAGAGCUGAUGAAUGCACUGGAAAAGACUAGACAAGAAUUAGAUUCUACCAAAGCCCGUCUUGCCUCAACACAGCAGUCUUUGGCUGAAAAAGAAGCACAUCUGGCUAACCUGAGAAUAGAGCGGAGAAAACAGCUUGAAGAAAUUCUAGAAAUGAAACAGGAAGCUUUGCUUGCUGCAAUUAGUGAAAAAGAUGCAAACAUUGCCUUGCUUGAACUGUCUGCUUCAAAGAAAAAGAAGACUCAAGAGGAAGUAAUGGCUCUUAAACGAGAGAAGGACAGAUUAGUACAUCAGUUAAAACAGCAGACACAAAACAGAAUGAAACUGAUGGCAGAUAACUACGAGGAUGAUCAUCACCACUACCACCACCAUCACCACCACCACCACCAUCGGUCUCCUGGGAGGCCACAACACUCCAACCACAGACCCUCUCCAGAUCAGGAUGACGAGGAGGGUAUAUGGGCAUAGCCAUUCCUAUAAACCAAAGUUCCAGUUUUGUUUUGAGGGAUGAUCCAGUCACUGUUGGAGGCACAUAGCCACGGCAAAAUCUCAUGCUGUACAUUGAUCACCUGUCCAACCUUUGCCUAGAGUGUGAUCCCCAGUUCCUUCAAGAGAUCCAUCUUUACCUGUCUAUAAAGAAGAGGAGGAGGAGGGAGACAUCUGGGAUAUUCAAGUAUCAAAGUUUAACACCAGAGCAGG